AACAACAGGUUUUAAUUGUUUUGGACGUAGAGUUCUUAGAGGUACCUAAGAUACAACUCUCCUUCAAAUAUAUUGAAAAUAUUUAGUACUCGUCCUCAAAUACUAAUAAGAAAGCUGUGUGAAAAGCUUCUUAAUUAAUCUAAAAAAAUCCUGCAAAAUUAUUACCAAACUCAAUAUUUAUCAAAUUUAAAAGGAAUCCGCCCCAUUUUUCGUCUCUGUAUAAAGUUUCUCAAAUGUCGAGUGGUAAGAAGCUUGUAAGAUCCAAAAGCGGACUAAAAAUAGUGGAACAAAAUGAAGAAAAUAUCAGUCCGUUCCAUUUGAAAGAACCAGAAUGGGUACCGGACAAUGAAGUGAGAUAACAAUUAUUUAUUGUAUUUUCGCUCGAAUUAAGCCCACCAAUAUAUUUUUUUUGUGAUAAAACAGUGCGUAAAAUGUAUGGAUUGUCAAUCACUGUUUACUACAUUUAAACGAAGGGUAAUUACUAUUACUUGUUGCAAUAUUUUAAGAAACUACUAUAUAUUUUUUCUAUUAAUAUAAAAAAUAGCAUCAUUGCCGAAGAUGUGGACGAUGUUUCUGCAAUUCUUGCACGAAUGUAAAGGAACCUUUACCCAGAAUGUGUUUUAUUGAUCCUGUGAGAUUAUGCAAUGUUUGUGGCAUGAAAACACAAAAAGAAAACAUUUUUUAUAAUACCCACUUGAAAUUUUUAAUGGAAGGGGCCAGCUUUUACGUUUCCUAUACAUCCUCAACACCUUCUGACAAUCGGGAUAACGAACAAGUUUGCCGCCUUUCAAAUGAUCAAAAGUAUAUUCGGAUCGAAUCUAACAAUAGCAAUGCAGACGAAAUGAUCAAUUUAUCACUUAUUGAUAAUGUUCAGAUUUUAACUUGUGGAACUGAUUCUUCAGGCAGUACGACAGCGAAUGGUUUGGCAAUAAACUAUAAAGAAGCUGAUAAUUCUUUAAGAUUUGUUAAGCUAAUUAUUUGCGAAAACGAUAAGAAGGCUUCUCUAAAUUGGGUAACAGCAAUGAUAAAGGCUUUUAAGUUGAUGUUUGAAAGUCGUGAAAGUGGAUGCAUUCCAAGUCCGGCUACCCCAACAACACCAACUUCGUUGAAAGUGCUUGUACAGUGA
Messenger RNA from Dimorphilus gyrociliatus, 1126 nucleotides. The record is from the annotation of a GenBank genome assembly. NCBI's taxonomy places the organism in Eukaryota, Metazoa, Annelida, Polychaeta, Dinophilidae.